Closterium sp. Yama58-4 is the source of this 1230-nucleotide messenger RNA. NCBI's taxonomy places the organism in Eukaryota, Viridiplantae, Streptophyta, Zygnematophyceae, Desmidiales, Closteriaceae. The record is from the annotation of a GenBank genome assembly.
AUGUACUAUUAUGGUCGGGAUGGUGAUUACUGGGCCAAAGGGGUUAAAGCGCUGCCUGUGCCGAUUGGCCGGGUGGGGCUCGCCGUCAGCAGGGAUGGGGUGACGUGGCAGCGCGUGAGAGGGCCGUUGCCUGGUGGUGCUGUGCUGGAUCCUGCUCAGUCUGACGAGGCUUUUGACAGUGUCCACGUGGCAGUUGGUGACGUUUUUCAUGCGUGGAGUACAGAACACGUUGCUGAUGAUGAGUCAGAUUCAGCUGAUGAUGAGUCAGCAUGUGCUAUUGACGAUCCGGCAUCAUGCGCUAGUGCUCCUGGUAGCACAGGCACCAGCAGUGCUGCAGUUGCCACCGACAGCACCAACCGCAGCAGCAGCAGCAGCAGCAGCAGCAGCAGCAGGCAGCAAGAAUGGUGCAUGUUCUACUCUGGGGGCAGUCUAAAACUCUCUGACCUGCCCGGACUGCCCGGAGUGAAAGCACAGGGUGCAGAGAUUCAAAUAGGAGCAGCGUGGUCGCGGGAUGGAGUGCACUUUAACGUCAGGACAGAGACGCCUCUGCUGGAAAAGGGUGCCCCAGGGGAGUGGGAUCAGUUUGGCGUGUCGUGGCCUCGUGUCGAUGAGCAGGGGAAGGCAGGCUACUCUGCUGGUGCUGCUGUGUCGCAUGAUGGUGGCAGGACCUGGCAGCGUCUGGGGAAGGUGCUGUCAGGAGGGGGACCAGAGUCAUGGGACGAGCAGGGAGUGUCUGUCCGCAGUGUUGUGGCGGUGCCAGCUGGCAAAGCAGGGCCGAGUACCGAUGGUCAUGCUGCCGCUGCUGCUGCUGCAUCUGGUGGUAACCCUGGGGUUGCUGCAACAUCAGGCGCAGAGGCAGUAGAGUCGGGCGAAGCUGAAGCACCUGCAGCAUGCACUCGCCUCAUCAUGCUGUACGAAGGCUGCAACGCCAGCAACGAGUUUGCCAUUGGCCUUGCCACGUCGGACGACGGCGGGCUGACGUGGCACAAGGCCAUUGUUGCAGGUCCCGAGCCAGGUGGACCGGUGUUGAGGGCCAGAAGUGGGGAGGAGGCGUGGGAUAACAUCCUUGUGGGGGCACCUUACGUGGUUGCCCGCGCGGAUGGCAGCCUUUGGAUGUAUUAUGUGGGGGUGGGGAAGAUGCAAGGGGAUGAGGCCCCCAGGCAAGGGAUUGGGCUGGCUGUGAGCUGCGGCAGUGACUACACUAGGUGGGAAAGAUACAAGUGUACAUAA